UUGACCUCAACCUAACAGGAAGUACGCCAUAAAAAUAAUCAAAAUGGCCGACGUGACAGAAAAUGCCGAAAAUUCUGGAAAAGAGAUUACAAUUACGGUUAAGACACCUAAGGAAAAACAGGAAGUUAAAAUACACGAAGAUGCAGAUGUUAAACAGUUGAAGGCAAAGGUAUCUGAGAAGUUUGGAGCCCCAGUGGAGCAGCUAUGCCUGAUCUUCGCUGGCAAGAUCCUGAAGGACAACGACACACUGAAGCAGAAUGUCAUCAAGGAUGGCCUUACUGUGCAUCUAGUCAUCAAAUCUGCCAACAGGACUGCAGGGACCACUAGUCCAGUGCCCGAUCAGACAUCCUCAUCUGCAAGCCCAGCGGCAGGUGUGAGGUCUGCUCCGGAUGUCAGUGCCUCUCCAUUUGGCCUUGGCAGCCUAGGCGGGUUGGCAGGCCUCGGCAACGUGGGGAUGGGCUCUGCCAACUUCAUGGAGAUGCAGCAGCGUAUGCAACAGGAAGUGAUGCAGAACCCUGAGAUGCUGCGCCAGAUGAUGGAGAACCCGUUCGUCCAGCAGAUGAUGUCCAACCCUGACAUCAUGCGACAGCUCAUGAUGGCAAACCCACAGAUGAGGGAGGUCAUGGAGAGAAAUCCAGAAAUCACCCAUAUGCUGAACAAUCCAGAACUGAUGAGACAGACCCUGGAGUUGGCUCGUAACCCAGCCAUGCUACAGGAGCUGAUGAGAUCUCAGGACCGUGCCAUGAGCAAUCUUGAGAGUAUACCUGGGGGCUUCAAUGCCCUACAGAGAAUGUACACUGACAUCCAGGAGCCCAUGAUGAACGCGGCCCAAGAAGGCUUCGGGUCCAACCCUUUCUCUGGGCUAAUGGCGAACAAUACAGGUAACAUCCAGGCUGGGCGUGAGAAUACAGACCCCCUCCCCAACCCAUGGGCCCCUCGCACAACCAGUUCCACCUCCAGUACCACAACAGGGGCUGGCACUUCCCCCACCUCACAGGCUGAUGCAGGCCAGUUUGGCAUGUUCAACAGCCCUGGUAUGUCUAGUCUCAUGUCCCAGAUGACAGCUAAUCCCCAGCUGAUGCAGAAUAUGCUCCAGGCACCCUACAUGCAGUCCAUGAUGGAGUCCAUGACGGCAAACCCGGACCUUGCUAACCAGAUUCUUGGCACCAAUCCGAUGUUUGCUAGCAAUCCACAGCUGAGAGAACAGUUCCAGCAACAACUUCCUACCAUGUUGCAGCAGAUGCAGAACCCCGCUGUACAGUCAGUGAUGACAAACCCGCGGGCGUUACAGGCCAUGCAGCAGGUCAUGCAGGGAAUGCAGACCCUCAACACUGAGGCACCCGGGCUCUUUCCUAACAUGGGUUUGCCAGGCGGUAUUGCCCCCUCCUUCCCCCCAGGAAUGUUUUUACCUGCCACCACCAGCGCCACGACGACAGCAUCAGCAACAUCAACAACAACAACCUCCACCACCACUGCUGGUACAACCACACCUACGAGUCCCCAGGAGCCAGGGCGUCCCACCACCAACCCAGCAACCCCCGGGGGUCACGAUCCCUUCACCCACAUGAUGACUCAGAUGAUGGGAAUGAUGGCGCAAGGCAACCAGAACCAACCCCCUGAGCAGAGGUACGCCAAUCAGCUCGAGCAACUCGCCAUGAUGGGAUUUGUGGACAGGGAGGCCAAUAUCAGAGCAUUACAAGCUACCUUUGGAGAUGUUAAUUUAGCAAUAGAAAGACUUCUACAGCAAAGACAGUUAGAUUUAUAGCUGCUAGCCAGUACAUUGAGCACACAUUCAGCCACCACUAUGAAAUCAGCAUGAUGCUCUUUUAAGCAUUGGAGUCCACAGUCAAGAUGCAAGAUGGCAUCCAGAACAAAAAAACAGGCACUGGAGUUUUGCUCUGGGAAAACAGGGCAAACUGCCCAGGCUACUUUAGGACAACACUUUUAACUGAAGCAUUAAGCCCUGUUGUCCUAGAACAAGGAUCAUUUUAUUUUUUUGAAAUUUGAAUAUUAAAUUUGUGUUCUGUAUAAAGUCAUUUAACAAUUUUGAUAUUUCAGUACGGUUCAUAUACAAAUUGAAGCAUGUCUAGUUUUACGGUGUAUUUCUUCAUGAUGUACCAUUAGGUUUUCAAGAUAAGCAAAUACUUUCAUGGUAUAAACUAUAUUAAACUUGCAGAUGGAUUUAUGAGCCAUUCUCUGUAAAAAAGGGGGUUUAAUGCAUGUGCAUAAAGUGUCAUCCCAGAUUAGUUUGUGCAGUCUGGACAGGCUAAUCAGGGAGGACACUUUCUGCUUUAAUGGUAUUUUUCGUUUACAGAAAGUCUCUUCUAAGCAAAAAACCAGUUUAGGCGAAAAGUGUCAAAAGGACAAAACUUUACCCUUAUGCAUUAUUCACUUUUUCAAAGAGCACAAACCAUAUGUUUUUGGAGAUUCAAAAUGCACUCGGUAUAGUUGAGAUAUUACGAUGCAUUCAGUGUAUUUGUCAUGGGUCUGUGUCCUAUUUUCAAAGAUUCACAUGUUUUGUGUCUCAAAGUUUCUUUUCUCUGAAGGUAAAAGAAGGAACUUAAAAUAUAAACUGUUUAGUUAGUAUACUUGGGUUUAUAUAAUUAUUGACAUUCAGAUUAUAUAAAGUACACAAAUAUGCUUUGAAAUAUAUAUACAGAUGAAUAAAUUAGCAUACAAAUUGUAUUUUUUAGCUGUGACCAUACAUGUGAUUUCUGGCUGUUAAACAUAUUAAAUCCACUUGUAAAUAAAAUAUAUGUAUACUUUGAUGGUCAGCUUUUGGUAAUGGUUCCAUUAUGAUACUUUCCAGGUCUACAUCAAAGCUUUCUCUUCGGCUUAUAGUAUUAUUUUUUGUAUAAAAUCCACAGGUUUUUUUCUUCAUGCUUCAACUAAAUGCCUAUCUUUCUUGUGGCAAUAUUUUCUUUUUCUUUUUUUUCACAUGUUGCAUGCUGCUUGAAAGUUUAGUCAGCCAUUAUGAAUAUUUUUAUCUUGUAUGUGUAAUAUAACAAAUGGAGCAAUUUCAUUGGCUUCCUAUUUUUUGAGAGACCAGUCUGUGUAGUUCAAAGAGGCUAAUCACGGAUGACACAGUCUGCUCUAAUGGAAUGUUCUUGUAAAGGAAGUCUCUUUUAAACGAAAAUAUCAAGGUAAAAAGCAGACUGAUCUGGGACAAUACUGAAAAUGAAUAAAUGAAGCCUGGGUUUCCCAGAGUGCGGGACAUUUCAUGAAGCAAGUUCAGGAAUAUAGCAGGAAAGCUAGCCUAUUGUAUUUUAUAAUGAUGGAAUUUCAAAAUUCUUGUUAGAUGUCUUUUUUAUGUUAUUUACUCAUUCAUUUUUUUCUAAGUUGAACAAGUAUUGAUAUAACUAUUUCUGAGUUACCAAUAUGUUACGUAGCUCUGUGCACACAUACUGUCGUUGCCAAGGCUCGUGAUAACAUAUUAGAAAAGCACAUCAUGUAUAGAUGACCAGACCGUUUUGUGUUAUGUGAUAUUUCAGCAGUUGAAAGUGUAAAAUGGUACUUAAAUUGACUCUGUAAAAAUAACUGCCAUACACUAAGCAGCCAUUUCAUUGUUUUAAUUAAUCAGUAGAAAAACAAGAUCUCUUUGAACAAAACAUAUAUUGCUUCUCUGUGGAUUUGAUAUUGGAGUAUCCAGCAUGUGCUCUUGUUUACUUCCCAAAUAUUCCAACCAGUUGGUCAUGUAAUGUCUGUAUAAUAAGUAUCCACUGGUCAAUUUUUAGUGAUUUUUUGUAAUAAAUGUCUCAUUUUGUUGUGUAGAAUACAACAUCCGCUGCUUGCGAAAAUGCAUAUUUCCAACCAUGCAAUUCUUAUCCGUUAUUGUUGAAAUUUCAAAUUUCGACUGCUAUCACAAAUUUUAAACUCCCUUCUCUUAUUUGGUCAUGGAAUCUCCUAACAUGGUGUAUUUCCUAAUUUAUAUAUUUUUUGUUGUAAUGAUAUUACUUCUCAUAUUAUCGUCUAUUGUUAAGCAGAUGUUUUGGAAAAGAAUAUUGCUUGUUUAUUGUUUGGUUUGAACCAUAUUCUAUUUUAGGACGUCAUCAAACAUAUUAUUUUGUAUUUCCUUUGAAGGGUGUAUUGUGACUUUUUUUCAUGGUCCAAUUUGACAUUUGGUAGAGUCCUAUAUUCAACACAUGAGCAGGUACAAAGGUAGAAUUAACUUGUUUAUACUAGUAUUUGACCCGCGUCAUGCGAAAAUGGCGCUUAUGCUAUAUGCAGCCUGCUGGCUUAGCUGGAGCUCCCUGGCCGCAUAUGUCAUAAAGAUCCAUUUUCGCAUGACACGGGUCAUAUUUGUUAAGUCAUUAAAUCGGCAUGAGUUAUGAUUUUUAGCUCGGUUGUUUUCGGAGAAAACCCGAGGUAUUGUCAUAGCCAGCUCGUCGUGUCCGUCGUCGUGUCGUCCGCUUUGUGCUAAAACCUUUACAUUUUGUCAAGGUUUUGAACAUUGCCUCUAAAAUCAAAGUGCUUCCACCUACAACUUUGAAACUUCGUUUUUAUCUGCACCUUGACUAGCUCUACAUGCCUCACCCAUUUUUGGGUCGCUAGGUCAAAGGUUAAGGUCACUGUGACCACUUAAAAAAAUUCUGACAAGCUUUCAUUUAUUCAAAACUGCACCAGCAGCCGAGCGUGGCACCCGUUAUGCGGUGCUCUUGUUCGUCUAGUUCCGUUGUCAAGCAAGUUGUGAUUCUUCUUAAUAACACAAUAUGCAUUUAUUUGGAAUGAUUCUUUUCACCUCUGAACAUAUUUGUAAAAGGGAUGAUCUCCCUGUCUAAUUCAUUUACACAUGAUGCUAAUGCGGUGGAUGCAUUUCGUUUUUCUAAUGUUUUGUUAUUGCUGACUUUGUACCUGUAUGUUGCUCUGUAAUUUCAUUGUCCUUGUAAAAUACAGAGAGGAGUAUAUCGUG
Messenger RNA from Dreissena polymorpha, 4909 nucleotides. RefSeq names its product ubiquilin-1-like. Gene Ontology annotation, biological process: ubiquitin-dependent protein catabolic process. Gene Ontology annotation, molecular function: polyubiquitin modification-dependent protein binding. The transcript has 16 exons. The record is from RefSeq and is a predicted model, not a curated record. Gene Ontology annotation, cellular component: cytosol. Lineage: Eukaryota; Metazoa; Mollusca; Bivalvia; Myida; Dreissenidae. Bases 44 to 1765 code for a protein of 573 amino acids.